AAUCACGCACGGACGAUAAAUCCAAGUAAGGAAAUCCCCGAUGAUCUCCUGCGCGUCGCAGCGCCAGCCACUCGAUUAGUGGAGUCCACCAACCAAGCACGCGUCCCUCCCCGUCCCAGAUCCCAUCCCGCGGCAGCCGGUCAGUCCGAUCCAUCUCCAGUACCCAGCCCGUCACCCGCCUUCCCCGUUCGCUCUCGUCGGCGCGCGAUGGAGGGUCUCAUCAAGGGGUUGGUCCACGUGGCCAUCGACGCCGUGGAGGACGCCGUGAGGGAGAGGGACCACGGCCGCGCCGACGACGACGAGGUGCCGAGGAGGAGGGCGGCCCAAAGCUCCGAUCCAGAUGACGACGGGGAGGAGGAACGCGACGAACGAUCGCGGUCGACGUGGGCCGAGGUCGUCUCCGAGCAGAAGGGCAGCGAUCCGGACGAGCGCCGGGACCAUCGAAGCUCGGGGCGGGACAAUCGCCAUGAGAGGAGGGAUGACGAGGGUUGGAAAAGGGCCGAUGGUCGGAACCAGCAGCAGCACCACGCAGGCCGGCAGAACCAGUGCGAGGGGGAGGAAAGGUGGGAUGGCAGUGGCAGCCGGCGGCGUCAGCAACAGCAGCAGGCACAAGGAUACGGGAAUCAGCAUCAGGAAGAAGAAAGGAUAAACGAUGGAGGCUGGCAGACCGUCGGUGAGAAAAAGCGCCAUGGAAGACCACAGCAGUCUGAAGCAUGGAAUGGAUACAGAAAGCCACCAUCAGAACAAAAGUACUCUGAGGAUGUCGGUCAUAUCCACCAAGGACUCAAUUUCGAGCCCACCAGGGAGGAGCUGAAUAGCUUAUCGAAAGCGUGUAGCCGACUUUGGGAGCUCGAUAUGAACCGUAUUGUUCCUGGUAAGGACUACAUAAUCGACUGUGGCAAGGGGAAGAAAGUUUAUCAGAAGGGUGAUAUGGCAUCUGAAAGCUUGUUCAGCUGGCUAGGCGACGAUGUGCUAAGAAAACCCACCUACUCACGUUUCUGCGCACUUCUGGAUAACUACAACCCCCACCAGGGGUACAAAGAAGUUGUUACCCAGCAGGAUAAGCACGAAGAAAUAGCUUUCGUUGAAGAGAUCGCUAGAACAGCGCCAAUUAAGUACUUGCACCGGUACUUAGUGCAGAAGGGGGCUGUGCCUCAGGACUACGAGGACUUCAAGAGAAUGCUGACAUCCCUAUGGUUUGAUUUGUAUGGAAGAGGUGGCAACUCUAGCUGCUCUUCUGCCUUUGAGCAUGUGUUUGUUGGUGAGAUCAAAGGACGGGGACAAGGGGAGAGUGAGGUAUCAGGCUUCCAUAACUGGAUUCAGUUUUACCUGGAAGAAGCCAAGGGAAAUGUGGAUUACCAAGGUUAUAUAUUUCCAAGGCGCCGUGGUGAAUCGCCUGAUUCAGAGAUACAGCUGCUGACUGUUCAGUUUGAGUGGCAUGGCGUGCUGAAAUCGGUAUCCAGCACGUUGAUUGGCGUCAGUCCUGAGUUUGAGGUUGCACUCUACACGUUGUGCUUUUUUGUUGGAGGGGAAGACAACCGCGUCGAUAUUGGCCCGUAUAGUGUGAACGUCAAGUGCUACCGAUUGGGGAACAACAAAAUUGGAUCAGCCUUUCCCAUUGUAGAGAACUGAUUAUCUGGUGCUAUGCUUCUGCAGGUUUCCAAAUAUUCACUUUCUUCGUUUCAUAAUCAAUUACGUGAAGUUAACAAUGUACUAUUUUACUUGUGCAUGAAAAGGUACCAUACUGUUCAAUUUGUUGCUGCCAUCUGCAAUAGUAUUGCUACUUGCACUGC
Messenger RNA from Zea mays, 1793 nucleotides. RefSeq names its product placental protein 11. Gene Ontology annotation, molecular function: RNA endonuclease activity. Lineage: Eukaryota; Viridiplantae; Streptophyta; Magnoliopsida; Poales; Poaceae. The record is from RefSeq and is marked provisional.